Nematostella vectensis (starlet sea anemone) is the source of this 2179-nucleotide messenger RNA. Its product is annotated as homeobox protein Nkx-2.8. Bases 1290 to 1946 code for a protein of 218 amino acids. Gene Ontology annotation, biological process: cell differentiation; regulation of transcription by RNA polymerase II. The record is from RefSeq and is a predicted model, not a curated record. Gene Ontology annotation, cellular component: nucleus. Lineage: Eukaryota; Metazoa; Cnidaria; Anthozoa; Actiniaria; Edwardsiidae. The transcript has 2 exons. Gene Ontology annotation, molecular function: DNA-binding transcription factor activity, RNA polymerase II-specific; RNA polymerase II cis-regulatory region sequence-specific DNA binding.
UACAAAGGCCCGCCUACAUGAUCUCCCAAGUCUUAGACCAACACAGGGAGAUUUGUGUCUGCUCUAACGAACUCCUUGAUGUUUUGAUAGAAAUAAGUGUAGUGGUUGCUUAACUCCUACCUAGGAUUCUAAGAGUCAUGACAGUGUCACAAAAAAACGUCUCAUCACGCUUUAAUCCAAAGACAAUUCUUAUUCGAGCUCUAGGAUUAAGUUUUGAGCGCUUAUUAUUGUAAAUAACAGUGUGUGUGCUGUUCUUGCAGGCUAUAGAAAAUUCCAGUGCCCUCUCGGUUUAGCCCAACUCUUGUUUAUAGCUUCUUCCUCAAGAUGUGAGGACGUUUUGCUCGUGGUCUUCUAUCUUCCUUUUGGAUCCUAUUUUCACUUAUAUCGUUGUUAAUAGCAACAGUGGAGCGCUUAAUUCGAGUACAUCAUCCGAACGGCAAAUAAAUAGUUUCACCAGAAUGUUAUCCUCUUUACUAUCUGUUUAUUCUCUAUCGAGCUUGGCUCGUCCUCCGACUUAAUCUGUCUAGUUUCCCUUGGUGAUAUUUCUGGCGCAAAUGGCUUAACCUUCAUGUUUCAUUUUUUAAACUUUUUAUUUAGGGAAAGAUUUAAAUUGGCUCUUAAGUCAUUGAAGGAUUAAACGCGCAAAAGCUGUCUAUCAAAUGUUCACGAAGGUGUGAUAGAGCACGGCCCUGGAGUACACAUGGGCCUUGUUGUGUUGGAAAUUACGACGAUGUAAUAAGAGUUAUAAUGGUACUACCACAUCAGAACACUUCCAAAUCCGUCAAUCCAAUUAAGCCCUAAAUAAACACAGUCCUACAUCCACAAACUUACACAUGUGCGAAAAGGGAAAAUAAAGACAAGUUUCUACGGGUCUUUCGAGGUGUCGUUGUGUUGGAGCUAGCAAGCCUGUUGGCGUGGUUGCCAAAGCCACUCGGCCUAGAGUGGAGUCACCCGCAUCUCUCUUAGAUCCUGUUGAAUUAUAGGUCCGUUUACUUCGUGCGACCUGUCGAUAUAUUUAGAGCGAACUUGGGGUUAGAGUGUCGGCAAAGUGCGUAGGUGCUUGCUGCGCCAGGUAUUACAUGUUGCGUCAGUCGUGUCAGGUUAACACAACACCCCAAUGACAGCAGAGGAAGAGGAUUGUUUUUGUUUUACAUAGCCUGUCUAUUUUUUAAGUGUUAGCUCCUCCCCCGUGUCCUCUUGACGCGCGCUCGCACCGGCCUCGUUUGCACCAUUCACCUCCAACCAGACAAUGGUAACGUACCCAAUCGGUUUACACUGAGCACAACUAGAUGAGCGCCGAGAUGAGCUCGUUUUCCAUAAGAGACAUCCUUGAUCUUCCCGAAGAUGCCAUUCGGUCAAUGCAACACUCAGACAAGAACCUGAUGGAACCGUCCACCAGCCCAAAUCACCACGAGACUCGAACUCCUAGCGAAAUCACCGAACAAGAAUCGGAGAAUGAAGUUUCCGCAUCUUCGCCAGACCAAGACCUGACGCUUACUCGAAUAUCACCUCCCGUUGACGAAAAAAACGAGAUUGCACCGAGAAAGGAGCCACUGUCCGAACCUCCGAAGAAGCGUAAGCGCCGAAUUCUUUUCACUAAAGCACAAACGUUCAUCUUAGAGAGGCGUUUCACCCAACAGCGGUACCUCUCGGCACCGGAGCGUGAGGAGCUCGCAAGAAUAGCCAACCUCACUCCAGCACAAGUCAAGAUAUGGUUUCAGAAUCACCGCUACAAGUAUCGCAAGCAGAUGUCUGAGAAAGGCCCUUGGGAUAAGCCGUACUCUGCAUUAGCGCACGGGGCCUUUCUCACCGGAACGGGACAGUACUGUAGCUGUGUUGGGCCGACCUGUAGUUAUCUGAACAGCGCCCCCUACCAGGCGCCGGACUACCUACAUUACCCCUCGCCCGUAACGUCCACGUACAUACAGCCCUCCGCGUACUGGUGAGAGGAAGGGCGCGACAAGGCUUGGGCGCAAUCCAGGCCACCAGACUUAUAUACUGUACAUAGCGAGGAGAGACCGUAUAUCGAAUCGAGUAGCUAGAUGCAAACUGUAUCAAAUACAAGCUGUACAAAUUGCGGUUAUUUAAGGUUUAGGAAAUGAAACGCAUUUGUGAAAAUAUUGCAUUGAAAGAUCCCUGUAAGAAGGACUUGAUAAUAGGAUUACUCAUUACGAAUGAA